Molecule: messenger RNA, 889 nt
Organism: Mercenaria mercenaria
Lineage: Eukaryota; Metazoa; Mollusca; Bivalvia; Venerida; Veneridae
Exons: 4
Coding region: 155-712 (185 amino acids)
Source: RefSeq, a predicted model, not a curated record
UUCGUACGACAACACCACGUGACUGAUACACGACCAAUGAUUCGUAUUGAAGCCCUACUUAAAGCAGCUCAUCUUGUUUACUUCCUAGCUCGGUGAGAGUAGUGACUGCAAUUUCUCCGUCUUAGGAAUUAUUUUUAAAAAAAAGGACAGAAAAAUGAAGACAGGAAUUUCGACAGUCGUUCUUGUAUUUGCCAGUUGUUGCGCGGCAAAUGGCUGGUUUUUUGGUCCUUCGAGACGUUCAGAUUACCCAAGAUUUCCGAAUUAUGUAAGACGUUCCUUUUCAAGUCCUUCGGGAAGAACUACUUUUGACGUGGGCCAGUACGAUAUCGACGAUUUUUAUAGGACCUGGGCUGGAUUAGAGCACAGGGAGGAUAACUGGAACAGCUCUAUCACUGGAACCAUUGAUAACGAUGGAAAUUUUGGCUUUGGCGCUAGAUUUUCCAUGGAAUUUCGUAAAAGAAGUGCUAAAUGGAACGGAAACCAUUACAAUAUCACACUGUAUGUCGAUCCCUGUAAUUUCUUCACCUACGAUGAUGACCGAGAUGGUGUUAUCGUGAAAGAUGAACUACGUGCUAUCUUCGGCGACAAUGAAAAGACUGACGCUCUGUUUGAGGACCUUGAUGUUACAAAAGAUGACGAAGGGAUAAACCCGGAGGAAUUCUAUGCCAUGGCACCUAUGAUCAUAGCUGAUUGUUUGGACACUGAGAAGUAAUAGCAAACUCUUCCACAUUUCUGAAGAAGCUGCAUUUAGUAUGAAGAUGGUGUCUAAUAAACAUAACAACAACAACAAAAAGGAUUCUUGUUAGCUAAUUAUCUUCAAAAAUAUUUGUUAUGUUCACAUAUAUAGCAUUCAUCAAGUAAAUAAAAAUACACUGCUGAAGCAGGUCAA